CAUCCGUUCUUAAACUCUGGACAUCAAUAUGUUAAAAAAAGAAUUAAAUGUCAAGAGUCGAACAAAAGCCAACUGAACUGCAAGCAGCAAAACCCGACUUUAUUCGACUAAAUCCAAACCAGAGACAGAGGAGAACGUUUCCAGCAGCAGAAGCACCACAGUCUAAGACAUCAGCAAAAUCCCGUACCCAACGCGAGAUUUUUGAAGUUUGCCCAGCAACCGUUCGGGAAGGCUGGCCAUGGCGGUUCUCUUUCUCUUGGCAGCUUUGCUGCAAGAGCCAGUCUCAAGUACCUUGUACGGACCCAGGUUUCUGAUGGGUGAGGUUGGAGGAUCGGUCACCCAUCAGUGCUUCUACUCCAUCACGCCAGCCAACAAACACGACCGAAAAUAUUGGUGCAAAAUAGCAAGAAGCGGCAUUUGCUACACCGUCAUUUCUACAACCGGCUACACCUUGAAGAGCCACGUGGGCCGAGUGUCUCUUGAGGACACCCCCCAGAAUGGCACCUUCGCAGUGACGAUGACAGAGCUGAAGAAGAACGACACGGGCACCUACCGAUGUGGCAUCGGCACCACCAACAGAGACCUGUACGUCAGCCUGACCCUGACGGUUUUGGCAGAUGCCAGUGAUUUGGGGCCGACUGAGCUCAUCCAUGGGGAGCUCCGUGGCUCCGUCACCAUCCUGUGCCCACCUGGGGACACCCACAGCAUCGAGAAGAGGUUCUGGUGCAAACUGGGGAGAAACGGCUGCGCUCUCAUCGCCGACACCAAUGGCUACGUGGGGAAGAGUUACCAAGGGCGAAUCUUUAUCACCCCUCAGGAGAGCUCUGGAGCUUUCAAAAUCUUGAUAAACGACUUAAAAAAGGAAGACUCAGGGCUGUACAGGUGUGGGACGGGAAGGCUUAGCGGCCCGGACAGCCGGCGGGUGGUGGCUCUGCAGGUGACGGCAGCCUCCACCCUCCCCAAGAGACCCAAAUUUCUGAGCGGCACGGUCGGAGGCUCGCUGUCCUUCAAGUGCCACCACGAUCCCAAGGGGAACUACGAGAAGAAGUAUCUGUGCAGGUGGAAGGCAGCUCGCUGCGCGCUGCUUGCGGAUGCGGACGGGUUUGUGCACGAGUCGUACAAAGGGCGAAUACAAAUAGCCAGCAGCAACCAGGAAAAUGGGAGCUACACGGUGGUGAUGAGGCACCUGAGAGAGGAGGAUGCGGGAUGGUACUGGUGCGGGGCUAAAAACGGGCACACAGAGCACACAUCCUCCGUGAAGCUGCACAUCCACAAGGAAGCCUGCACUUCACAAGACCCAGAAACAACCACUCUUGUGAAACCCACUUUAUCAUCAAGCCCGGCCGCCUACAGCACGCCCGCGCAGAGGAGCAUCACGGGCCUGACGUACACCGCGGGCACCGUCACCGAGAGCACCAGCACCCUGCUGCCCGCUGCCGCCCCCGGCACCUCUGUAACCUCCCCAGGCAAAAUCUAUCAUGAGAGCUCAUCAGGUGAAUCACGUCUGCUCCCAGUUGUGUUACCAGCUCUCAUUUUACUGAUUUUCAUCACUAUCACAAUUCCCGCCCUGACCAAAAUAAAGCUUCAAAAGGAGACGGGAGAAGGAAGAAUCGCCGCGGGAAACCUGGAAGCGGCACCAAUUCCGUCUGCCCUGAACCCUGUGAAAGAGCAAACGAUGGAGGAGACCCCGAGCCCAGAGAAGGUGCAGGGCGCAGGACAGCCCCUGGCAAACGUAGCAAGCCUAUGGGGAAAAAAAUACUUUUCAAGAUGACCGAUGAAGUCUUGAGGCACAACCCCCUUCCUCCAAAGCCCCCGUGUACACAAGCUUGGAAUUUUCCCUACGGAACGCCAAGGCACAGCUAUAAACUGCCAAGCGCCCAGCACCACUUGUUGCUCAGAAGCCAAGCGCCCUGUGUCCGGAGCCAAAUCCCUGUGGGUUGCCCAAAUGCCGCUCGCUACGUGGUUUGUAGAAGAGAAAAUAAACUAACGCGCCUGUAAUAGAGCUAUUUGUGUGCAACCUUGCGGAGACAGAGCACCCCGAGGGAAAGGCA
Molecule: messenger RNA, 2051 nt
Organism: Chroicocephalus ridibundus (black-headed gull)
Lineage: Eukaryota; Metazoa; Chordata; Aves; Charadriiformes; Laridae
Product: polymeric immunoglobulin receptor-like
Exons: 9
Coding region: 239-1771 (510 amino acids)
Cellular component (GO): plasma membrane
Molecular function (GO): transmembrane signaling receptor activity
Source: RefSeq, a predicted model, not a curated record